Cylindrotheca closterium is the source of this 594-nucleotide messenger RNA. The record is from the annotation of a GenBank genome assembly. NCBI's taxonomy places the organism in Eukaryota, Bacillariophyta, Bacillariophyceae, Bacillariales, Bacillariaceae.
AUGACCACACUAGUUUACAAGGACAACAUCGUCGAAAAGAUUGGAGGACAAAGUCAAUUUGACUUUGUCAUUAUGACCUAUUGUGAGAGCAUCCGGGAAGAUCCUCGAUUGGGUGGAUUCUUCGCCCAUUUGGACCUCGAUGGUCUGAUUCUACUCCAAAAGGAAUGGUUGGAUGCCGCCCUGAUUGAAAACUCACCAGAAGAAACAGAUACCAUCAUUGGUCGGCUGGCAGUCAAACACAAAAUCCUGUGGGAAAAGGGCAUGAACGAAACUCACUUUGAACAGCUUAAAACGCACUUCAUCAUGGCUCUGAGAGAUUGCUGGGCCGGAGAAGAAUUGAUCCAAGCGGCUGGAAAGCAUUUUAACAAUUUGCUUCUUCUAUUCUUACAAAGUGACAAGUUUGCCGGUAAAGCAGCAGCAGCAGCAGCAGCAGUAGCAUCCCCUGUCCAGCAACGGUCAACAUGGACGGUGCGCACCUUGGAUCAAGCUGGAGCCAACAAGAAUGGAGUAGCAUCCCCUGUCCAGCAAUGGUCAACAAGGACGGUGCGCACCUUGGAUCAAGCUGGAGCCAACAAGAAUGGAGUUCGGACUUAA